UAAAAUCCAGACACAAUGUUCCGGAUUUUUUUAUAAAAUUAGGCCAAAAAUUUUCAAGAAACGGGAGUUGCUCCCAAGACCGGAUCCUGGACCUCCGCCGUGGGCGGCGGCACGAAGCCCUUGUCGAGGAAAUGCGAGCUCGGGGACGACUCUCCCUUGGCGCGGGGGGCGGUGGCGACCGGCCGUCGACGAAGCAUCAGAGAAGAGCGCUUCGAUAGUAAGGAUCGUUGGAGGCGGCGAAGCAGAUCGGAGCGGUCGACGGAUGCGGCAGGGGGAGGGGUUGUCGGAUUCCAGGAAGGGGUAGGAGGAGGAGGAGGAGGAGGAGGAGUUCUCCGAGGAGGCUAGGGUUAGGUUUGGUGAAGAACAAAGGUUUUGAAAGAGAACACGGAGGGAUCGAUGGGCCCCAAGAAUGGUGCGAUCGACAGCAAAAGCGUAACAGAAGGGGGAACUCUCGCGUAGGGACUCCUACUUACACGUGUCUGUCAGCCAGAUCCCGGCGCAGAGUAGCGCCGGCGUUCUUCCUUCCCCUCGCUUGGGCCGCCGGUGGUUCCUAAUUGCCCAUCUUAUAACGACCGAACCGCCUCUCUCCUCCGUGUCCUGAUCUCCGGUGGCCCCCACUUCUCCACCCAGGGGACCACGCUCUCGUAUGCAAACAGCGGGGGUUAGGGGUCAGGCGGCGGCAAUGGUGAGGGGGAGGGUGGAGCUCCGGCGGAUUGAGGACAAGACGAGCCGCCAGGUGAGUUUCUCCAAGCGGCGGAGCGGUCUACUCAAGAAGGCGAACGAGCUCGCCGUCCUCUGCGACGCCGAGGUCGGCCUCCUCGUCUUCUCCUCCAAGGGCAAGCUCUACGAGUUCGCCAGCACCUCCAGCAUGGAAAAAAUUAUUGAGCGCUAUCGCCAAUUUUCAGAUGCAGAAAGAGGUGUAAAUAGAGGCAACCUUGGUGUUCAGGAUCUUGUCAAAGGCUUUGCUUGUCCAAGAACCAAAUAUGAGCUGUUGCAGAUUGCUCAAAGGUCUCUUGAUGUAUCAAAUAUUGCCCAGCUGAGUUUGGAUGAGCUUAGUCACAUCGAAAAAGAGUUAGAUUGUGCACUAAAGCAAACAAUGUCAAAAAAGACCCAAUUGAUGAUGGAUACAAUUGCCAGGCUCCGUGAGAAGGGAAAGGCCUUGCUCGAGGAGAGAAGGUUUCUGGUAUCGGCGGGGGCCAUGGAGAAGGGAACGGAAAGCCAAAACCAACGCUAUGGUGACAAUUAUAGCAGCACCAGCAGCAGCGGUGCGCGCAAUUGGGCGGGUACCGAGGCGGCACGCGGCGCCUGUCCUUCCACUCCGCAUGGACUCGGGACGCGGCGACCGCAGAUGCACGCUCUCCGGGAUUUUUUGCGCGAGUGAUGUGGCUGCGGGUUGGCAAGCGACAAAUCUUUACUCCACACAGUCCCUAUAUGACAUGACUGUAGUUACGUGCAGAAGCAACCACGAGGAGCUUGGUAUAAGAUAUAACUCUUCCUUCCGAGUAUGUAAUGUAUAGUAAACUCGCUGUUUAAAUCUCCGAUUAAGAUUAAAAAAUCCGGUCCAGAACGCAGCUAUCUAAUUCAGUAGCUUGAGUUGUAAUGUAUGGUAUGCUCACUGUUUGGUUGGAUUGUUUAUAGACGACCAACUCCGGAUCAAAUAGUCCGAUCCAAAACUAGGUGCUCUAUUAAGUUGGCCAAAGUUUUCGAGUGGAUGGGCGAUCUGGCUUUAGAGAAUUGCUUUUUAUUUAAAUCUUUUUUGUCUUAAACAUGUAUUGUUAUUAGUUGAUAUUCUCUUCAUAUUUAUAUUGACUUUAUGUUUU
This is a messenger RNA of Phoenix dactylifera (date palm), 1820 nucleotides long. The record is from RefSeq and is a predicted model, not a curated record. NCBI's taxonomy places the organism in Eukaryota, Viridiplantae, Streptophyta, Magnoliopsida, Arecales, Arecaceae.